Messenger RNA from Linum tenue, 327 nucleotides. Lineage: Eukaryota; Viridiplantae; Streptophyta; Magnoliopsida; Malpighiales; Linaceae. The record is from the annotation of a GenBank genome assembly.
AUGUUGCUCGAUGGCCGCCAGCCGCUCGAGUUGGAGGCCGAGAUUAAGGAGGACGGCAAGCUGCACGUCACGGUGAGGCGCUCGAACGCCUCCAGAUCGGAUAUCUUUUCGCGGAGGUCGCAGGGAGUACUUUCGUCCAACACCCUACGUCCCUCCAAUUUGACGAAUGCCGAGAUUUACUCUCUGCAGUCCUCCAGGAAUCCGACCCCCCGCGGGUCCAGCUUUAAUCACACCGACUUCUACUCGAUGAUGGCGGCGGGUCGAAGCUCCAAUUUUGGGGCCAAUGAUGUGUAUGGUAUGUCGGCGAAAUCGAGCUUUAGAACUUGA